This is a messenger RNA of Arachis ipaensis, 836 nucleotides long. RefSeq names its product maternal effect embryo arrest 60 (gene MEE60). The record is from RefSeq and is a predicted model, not a curated record. Lineage: Eukaryota; Viridiplantae; Streptophyta; Magnoliopsida; Fabales; Fabaceae.
UAAAGAAAAUUAAAAUUGUUUGAACUUUGGAGAAACAUUUUUUUUUCUUUUGGUUUAGCAAACUUUACUCUUUGAGAAGAAAGAGUGGAAAGGACAAAGACACUGUGGAGUUCCGACGACGACGCGCUUGGAAAGAUCACGACGAAGAAACAAAACGCAAUGUCGUCUUCGUCGUUCACGAGGCUCCACAUUACAGCACUGGACGCUAUCGUGAACGUGAACUCCCUCUUCACCCUCGCCGUCUUCGUCGGCCUCUCUUGGAACCCCAACGACCCCUCUAACAACCUCAACGCCGAUCGCCGCUCGCAUCAACCGCUCCGCCCUCCGCGCUGGCAUGCUCGUCUCCGGCGCUGGCUCUGUUGCUGGAUGCGCCUUCCUUAUGCUCGCACUCGUCAACGUUGUCCAGAUCAAGCUUGGAACACUCGCCUGCGGCAGCUCCCACGCCUACGCCGCCGUCGUACCACUUCUCAUACUCGUCCCCAUCGCCCUCCUCAUUUACGUUUCCGUUGUUUUGUACGCUUUUACUCGCUAGGGUUCUUGUUCUUUUUGUACUUUGUGCUCUGCAAUCACCUUGAAUGAACGGGACUAAUCUGUUUUUGUUUCUUCUUAUUCGAAAAUUAAAUCCUGAAUUUAUUUAUUUAAAUCUUGUUCCGUGAUGUGACUAAUUUUAAUUUAUGUGGUUUUUGUUGUAAUUAUUGUUUUCUUUUGUGCUGAAUUUGUUUGGAAUGAAACACAGUAAGAUGGUGAAUUGGAAAGUUUGGUUGAAUUGGACCAUGUAAUCAUGGUGUUGUAGUUAGUAUCACUUUAAAUGAGGACUGGUGAAGUUAUUAAAUUCA